This is a messenger RNA of Aspergillus saccharolyticus JOP 1030-1, 1350 nucleotides long. RefSeq names its product putative homogentisate 1,2-dioxygenase (HmgA) (gene hmgA). The transcript has 3 exons. Gene Ontology annotation, cellular component: cytoplasm. The record is from RefSeq and is a predicted model, not a curated record. Gene Ontology annotation, molecular function: homogentisate 1,2-dioxygenase activity. The coding region runs from base 1 to 1350 and encodes 449 amino acids. Lineage: Eukaryota; Fungi; Ascomycota; Eurotiomycetes; Eurotiales; Aspergillaceae. Gene Ontology annotation, biological process: L-phenylalanine catabolic process.
AUGCCAGUCACCAAUUUCUCCCAUCCCGACCCGUAUUCUUACCAGACAGGCUUCGACUCUUACCAUGAGACCGAAGCUAUUGAAGGUGCUCUUCCAAUAGGGCAAAAUUCCCCUCAGAAAGCCCCCUAUGGCUUGUAUGCAGAGAAGCUGUCCGGCACAGCUUUCACCGCCCCCAGACACGAGAAUCGACAAACAUGGGUCUACCGCAUCCUGCCUGCCGCUGCACACCAGAACUUUGUCGCUGAGGAGGAGGACUCUUACCACACUCGCAUGACCACUGAAACCCACCAGCUCCACCACAUCCCUAACCAGCUGCGAUGGGAUCCCUUCGAUCUGGAUGAGACCGUCGACUGGGUCCACGGCCUUCACUUGGUGGCCGGGGCCGGGGACCCGACUCUGAAGCACGGAUUAGGCAUCAUUCUGUAUGCCGCAGGCAAGGAUAUGGGCAAGGAAGCGUUUUACUCGGCGGACGGCGACUUUCUAAUCGUGCCUCAGCACGGCGUGCUGGACAUUCAAACCGAAUUGGGCCGACUAGUCGUGCGUCCGAACGAGAUUUGCGUGAUCCCUCGCGGUGUGCGAUACCGCGUCACCCUUCCUGCCGGGCCAGUGCGAGGAUACAUCUGCGAGCUCUACCAAGGCCACUACCAGCUCCCCGAGCUCGGCCCGAUCGGGUCCAACUGUCUUGCCAACGCCCGCGACUUCCAAGCGCCCGUUGCGGCCUUUGAUGACGAAGAAGAACCGACUGAGUACCGGCUAUACAGCAAGUUUGCCAACAAGCUCUACUCCGCGCGUCAACAGCACACCCCCUUCGACAUCGUUGCCUGGCACGGCAACUACUACCCCUAUAAGUACGACCUCGGGCGCUUCAACACCAUCGGCUCGAUCUCCUUCGACCACCCGGACCCGUCCAUCUUCACCGUUCUGACCGGCCCGUCCGACCACGCAGGCACCGCGAUCGCGGACUUUGUCAUCUUCCCGCCCCGCUGGCUGGUGCAGGAGAACACCUUCCGCCCGCCGUGGUACCACCGCAACACCAUGUCCGAGUUCAUGGGACUGAUCACCGGGAACUACGAUGCGAAGACGGGCGGCGGGUUUCAGCCGGCCGGCGCUAGUUUGCACAAUGUGAUGAGUGCGCACGGGCCUGAUGCCGAUGCCUUUGAGGGGGCGAGUAAUGCGGAGCUCAAGCCGGCGAAGGUUGGGGAUGGGAGUAUGGCCUUUAUGUUCGAGAGCUGUCUGAUGGUAGGGGUGUCUGAGUGGGGGUUGAAAACUUGUCAGAAGGUGCAGGAGGAGUAUAACGAGCACAGCUGGCAGCCGCUCAAGCGACACUUCAAGAACCCGAAUAAGAAAUAG